This is a messenger RNA of Klebsormidium nitens, 2613 nucleotides long. The record is from the annotation of a GenBank genome assembly. NCBI's taxonomy places the organism in Eukaryota, Viridiplantae, Streptophyta, Klebsormidiophyceae, Klebsormidiales, Klebsormidiaceae.
AUAAAUUAUUAGAUGGGUCUCUUGUCCAUUUCUUGAUAGAUAUGGACGUAGAUAUGGACGUCACCAGAGGUCAAUUCAAUACAGAAGUGCGACAAUUUGUUGUUUGACGCCCCAUUGCGUCAAUGUGCUGCAGGCUGUCGUCCCAAUUUCUGUGAAGGUCUACACAUAUACUCGUACACCAAAGAAGCAUAUGGGAGCUUGUGAGGGAUGGAGGAUCCAUAGAUGCCGAUUCCGAAACUGGAUUUCAACACAUGCAUUGACCGAUCAGUCUGAACGCAGAAGAAGCAGACAUUCCAUGCAGCAGAGUGGUGUUGAUCCCUGGAUAAAGAGACCAGCAGCAGAUCAUCUUGUCGAUGGAAACAUAACGAGAGAACGAGCUACAGCAAAGACCUCAGAUCCAGAUAUCAAGAGCAAUGGCGGCCUCUGGAAAAGCUGGGCCCGCUGGAUCAAAGACAAUGAGUACAGAUGAGAGCGGGCUACAACUGCUGGCGCGAAUGGAGCAGGAUGUCGUUGGCAAAUGUGCCAAGCUUGGAAGAGAGCAUCUUUUGGUGGCCAAGGCGUUCGAAGCCCUGGCCCUCAAAUACAACGGGGUGGCGAUGCGCCUCACAGAGGAGGGCCAGUUCCAGACAGCGCAUGCACUGCUGACGAAAGCGGAGCUGCUAUCUCAGCAGGCAGCCCCCCCCGAGCGGGCGGCCUCCCAGGCCAAGCUACUGGGGGUAACCGUCAGCAACUUUGGCUGCUUCUACCAGAAGACCGGGGAUCCCUACCGGGCGCUUCAAUACCUGGAGAAAGCGCUGGCCAUUGAAAGCGUACCGGGCAGUAUGGGCAACCCGGCAGGAACCCUCCUCAACAUCUGUGCAGUGCUCAGCUCAUUGGGGCGCCAUGAGAAGGCGCUCGAGCACGCACAGCGUGCUAUCCGCCUCUUGACGGUCGACUGCGCCGCGCUCGUUACGAACGCACGAAGCACUCCGGCCGUGACUACACAACACCCCUCAUCGAAUGGCCAAGACGCUUCACACGGAAAUUCGUCAUCAGACGGCUCAAAAAGCCCCGCAUACGACACCCCUUCGAACGCCCCAGCAGGGCCGUCAGAAGAGGAAGGCGCGGUUGGAGCGGCGGCAGAAGCUGCUGACGUCAGCGGCCGUGUGCGCGAUGACGUCAGCGGAGAGAGGCGCACUUCGCAGGGGCGGGCGGGGGUGCUGGCGGUGGCGUAUCACAGCCUGGCUGUGCAGCAGGAGUUCCUGCACGCGCUUGAAGACGCCCACGUGUCCUACCGCCAGGCCGUCCACGUGGCAGACUCCUGCUGGGGCCCUGGCCACGGGAUGACGCAGACGUUGCGCGCCAGCCUGCUAGACUUUGCGAAGAAGCAGCGAACAGACUCUUCCGGCGGAAAGCAGCACCGGAAUGGAACUUCUCGCAAGCAGAACGGGGCGGCGGAGCUGUCACGAAGCACUCCCCCAAGCACAGGCCCCGUCUCGAGGUCGCCCCAAAAGAGUGACGCGGAAAAGAGGCACUGGGAAUCGAUCCCCCCCAGCCCACGGGGCCUCCGAAUUCAGCGGUGGUUGGCCGACGAGAAGCGCCGGGGUUCAAGCAAAGCCUCCGGAAGGCCCCGCAAGUCAACGCGCGCGCACGCGCCCAUGGGGCCGCGUCCGGGGAAUUACCCCGGGCGGUGGUCGAAGAACCCGGUUGGCCAACGGGGGCUUCUGGUGGAACGAUGGGCGAAUCACAGGGGCCUUGCGACGACGCCACAUUCAAGACCGUUGAACGGAUGUCCGGCAACGGUAGCAGCAGUCCGCAGGAGCGUUCCGGCGGACACCGGAAGCAACAGAAGGCUGCCGACCAGUCGCGACUCGGAGGCGGAAGCAGCGGCUUUGUUUCCAGUGGAAGACAAGGCGUCUCAGCAGGCACUAGGGAGGGCGCACAUGCGAGAUGUAGAAGCGCUCGGUCUGGAGUCAUUGGGUUCGUCGUUUAUGGGUGAUGAUGCGGAGGGGGGUGAAGGAGAUUCAGAGGAUGAGAACGGAAGCUUGGAAGCUAUGGACGGAGACACGAGGCCUGCGAGGCCUGGGACAGCGCCAGCAUUGGAAUCGCGGUCGCGGGAAUCAUUCUGUGCCAAGGGACUUACGGUGCAGACCGUUAACGAUUCUCAAGAGGGACAACGUGCGCUGAUCACGUCUGGGGCAUCAAAUUUGCUAAGGCGGCCCAAGACGGCACCCUCGGGGGAAGCCUCGAGGAAUGUGACGAGAGUUAGUCAAGAAACCGUCGCAUGUACUUGGGGCGGCUCAGAUGAGAGAGGCACCAGACGCGGCAAAGUGAGGUCGCUCAACGCCUUACAGCUGCCGAAAGGGCGGAGCAAAAGCGGGCGGGAUGAGUUCCCGAGUGCUCGGUCUCCAAGCGCUCCAGCGUUGCAGAAGUAUCUAGGGAGUGCAAAACCGGAGAGCAUCUUUGACUCUCGUCCAAAGGGGCCACCGGUGAAGGAUAACGACUACGCUUCCAUAAUCAGGAACAUGGCAACGCUUGUGAUGAAUUUCGACGGAAGUUAAGCAAUGCUUUCAUGACUUGCACUCCUGGCGCCGCCUGCAAGGUCUGCCCAAACCUUCUUGCAGUCCGGUCCGG